Molecule: messenger RNA, 1308 nt
Organism: Drosophila biarmipes
Lineage: Eukaryota; Metazoa; Arthropoda; Insecta; Diptera; Drosophilidae
Product: protein late bloomer
Exons: 5
Coding region: 58-858 (266 amino acids)
Cellular component (GO): membrane
Source: RefSeq, a predicted model, not a curated record
CAUUGUCACUCUGGAAAGACUUAUUUCUGGUAACUUUUACUCGGAAACAAUUGGGAAAUGCAAGGCGGACUGUCGGGGGAGGCGAGCUCUUCGGAGGCGUCUUUAAAUAUGAGGAUGUGGAAGCUGAGGGUCUGCAAGUACGCGAUCUACUUUUUGUGGGUGAUAAACAUCAUCCUAACCUUUGCUGACAUUUAUACGUAUUAUCUCAGGCUCAAGGAGCACAUGGAGUGCUGGAAGUGUUUGUUCAGGUCCUACAUGAUGGUCGCCCUCACCGUAUCUGUUCUGAAGAUUCCGCUGCUGAUCGUGGCCCUACCCCUGGUACAUCUUCAUUUAUCCAGUGAAACUCGCAUUUACGUGACGGUUCUCUUCUUAGCCACUUGGUUGCAGAUGAUGUUGACUUUUUUGCUGGCUCAGGAGUACCAGGCCAUAGCCGAUGUACUUCGCAUAUGGCUGCAGCAUAAAAGUUUGGCGUUCUUUGAAGUCAAUUCUAAAUGCUGCGGCGUGCUGGGUCCCGACGACUACAAGUUUAGCGAAAGGCCCAUCCCCGCAUCCUGCUUCAGGGAUGGCAGUUUCAAGCACCACGAUCUGUACCACGAUGGUUGCUCCACCCGCUCCAUCAGGCCGCGAUUGGUGCCUGUUCUCCAGGUGACCUCGGUGAUAGUCCAGUACGUGUUAGUCAUAGCAAUUGCGAUAUACCUGGUUAUCAUGAUCCGGAACCGGGCCCAUCGUCGCACCCUGUGGUCCGUGCGUCGCACCGAGCUUUUUGGCACUGCUGAGCCUGCGGAAGUGAGAGGUAGUCCUCAGGACUCCAAGCUCAACGUGCUUGAGGGCUACUUCUCAGUUCCGCAUAGGAGUUAAGCAGCACCACAUUCCCUGUGCGAUUGCAUUUUGGAUUCAUUUUACCCCGGGAACGGGUAUUGGCUUUGGCGGGCGAGACAAAUUGGAUGCCUGGCUGCUGGCCAUCGUCAUAUUUCCCGGACUGCAAUCAAUAACGAUAAACACUUGAGUCGCAAAUCCAAUGUCCGGAAUCCCAUCCGGAUGGCAUGCAUAUGGAUGAGCCAAUAAAGAAAUCAACAAAGCAUGUCCGGCGAUUGAAAAAGUAUUGCAAAUGCCGGGACAGCCGGGGAUUCGGGAUUCGGACACGGCAUUGGGCCACAAUCCAAUCCGGACAAUAUGCAAAUGCAGCUAAGCAGAAAAUAUUCAAGGACGAACCAUCCCCAUCCGCUGGAGUUUAUUUUCCCUUCGUGUCCCUCGGCCCGCGCAUAAAUUUUAUUGUUGUCAACAUUAAAUUCAAGUCGUGGAAAACAA